AUUCUCAGACCUCUCAAGCAACCCAAAACUGUCUGCAAUCUUUUGAGUGGAAUUAUCUUAGGACCCUCUGUCCUAGGCCGCACCAAGAAACCCUGGGAUAAUUUUUUUCCAACAGAGGAGAUGAUUAUGAUUAAUGCAACCUCUUUAAUCGGUUCAUCUUAUAUAACCGGAGCUCUAAUGAUGGGUUCAAUUAUACCAGCUGGGCCACCAUUAGGUUCAGCACUAGUAGAAAAAAGUGAGUUUAUAAUCUCAGAUAUUUUCUUGCCAUUCUUCCACAUUCGCAUGGGUCAGAACGUCAAUAUAUCCACAAUAACCAAUUGGCAGCAAUUUUUUGUACUUGAGUCUAUCUUGGUCACCGCGUAUUUAUCGAAGAUCCUUGCUAGUAUGUUGGCAUUCAUCGUCUUCAAGAAAAGCCUUAGAGAUUCUCUCUUAUUCGGCUUUAUUUUAAACUUCAAAGGCAUGCCUGAUUAUGUCCUUAUUGGAGGUUGGAGAAUGCGCCUGUUGGUAGACGACGAAGUUUUAACUACAUUGAUGUUGUCUCAUAUGAUAGUGACAGCAAUUUCAGCACCUAUAAUACAUAUCUUUUAUAAGCCUGAAAGAAGACUCAUGUCGACUGGCUCAUCAAUUGAGCAACGCAUGAUGAAGCCACUCCAAGGGAUGCCACUAGAAGUGGAAUUACGAAUCCUUUUCUGCAUUAACAAUGAAGAUAAUGUCAACAGCCUCAUCACUCUGUUUAAAGCAUGGACUCCUACUGAAAUAAGUCCAAUUUGUGCCUAUGCAGUCCACCUUAUGGAGCUUAUUGGUCGAGCUGUACCACUUUUAGUCCCUUAUAAUAACCAUAGCCAACAAGAUGAUACAAAAACAGCCAUCUUCCGCAAUUUAAACAUUAAAAUACAAGCCUAUGCACCAUGCACAGUUGGGAUUUUCGUAGAUAGAGGCUUGCCUCAUCAUUUGAGCUCUCGCCGCUUCUCUUACAAUGUUGUGGUUUUCUUCUUAGGAGGGCCUGAUGAUAGAGAAGCAAUGGCAUUUGUUUCACGAAUGAGUAGUCAACCUGGUUUCGUCAUUACUGUGUUUCUGAUUGACUUCAAAGGAGAUUAUCUUGUUGGAAAUGAAUUGGAGACGGAUCUUGAUAAUACUGCGGUUAAAGAAUUUCGAACAAGGACUAUUAAUAAUUCAAGUGUGGGGUUUCAUGAGAUUGAGGCAUAUGAUUCAGUUCAAGUCAUGAAAGCAAUAAUCUCUAUAGAAGACAAAUAUGACCUUGUUACAGUAGGAAAGAGGCGAGUUGCCAAUUCUAUAUUGGAAAAAGAAAUGGUGCCAUGGGUUGAGCAAAAAGAGCUUGGUAUUCUUGGUGAUCUGAUAGCAUCUUCAGACUUUUAUCGAGGAAUGACAUCAAUUUUGGUGAUACAGUCUGCUGUAACUGUUCGUGGAAGCCUUAAAUCAACUGUAAUAACCUCUUCAGAAAUAUCAAGUGGUUUCUCUACUUCUACUGGAGAUGAUAGUUAUCAUGGUAGAACUUUUGGCCGUGCAUCUGAAAGAGUACUUGAGAUAAUUUGUACAAAAAUAUGA
Messenger RNA from Pistacia vera, 1566 nucleotides. RefSeq names its product cation/H(+) antiporter 24-like. The transcript is spliced from 5 exons. NCBI's taxonomy places the organism in Eukaryota, Viridiplantae, Streptophyta, Magnoliopsida, Sapindales, Anacardiaceae. Gene Ontology annotation, molecular function: antiporter activity. The record is from RefSeq and is a predicted model, not a curated record. Gene Ontology annotation, biological process: regulation of pH; proton transmembrane transport. The annotation marks the transcript as partial. Gene Ontology annotation, cellular component: endomembrane system; membrane.